This is a messenger RNA of Dujonia railenensis, 2337 nucleotides long. The record is from the annotation of a GenBank genome assembly. Lineage: Eukaryota; Fungi; Ascomycota; Pichiomycetes; Serinales; Debaryomycetaceae.
AUGCUUUCUGCUAGAUCAAUUGCUAGAACAUCUCGUCGUAGUCUUGCUACCGCUGGGUUAACUAGAGACUCUAAGGUUAAUCAAAAUCUCCUUGAAACCUUUUCAUUUAUUCAAUACAAGAAGCAUCUUGAAAAUGUCGAAAUUGUCAAGAACAGAUUGAACAGACCUUUGACUUACGCUGAAAAGCUUUUAUACGGUCACUUGGAUGAUCCUCACAACCAAGAUAUCGAAAGAGGUGUCUCUUACUUGAAGUUGAGGCCUGACAGAGUUGCUUGUCAAGAUGCCACCGCUCAAAUGGCCAUUUUACAAUUCAUGUCUGCUGGUAUGGAUGCUGUUGCUACUCCAUCCACUGUCCACUGUGAUCACUUGAUUCAAGCUCAAAUCGGUGGUGCCAAGGAUCUUGCUAGAGCCAUUGACUUGAACAAGGAAGUCUUUGACUUUUUAGCAUCUGCCUGUGCCAAGUACAACUUGGGUUUCUGGAAGCCAGGUUCCGGUAUUAUUCAUCAAAUUGUCUUGGAAAACUAUGCUUUCCCAGGUGCUUUAUUGAUUGGUACUGAUUCCCAUACUCCAAACGCUGGUGGUUUAGGUCAAUUAGCUAUUGGUGUCGGUGGUGCUGACGCCGUCGAUGUCAUGGCUUCCUUGGCUUGGGAAUUAAAGGCCCCAAAGAUUAUCGGUGUUAAGUUAACCGGUAAGAUGAGUGGUUGGACCUCUCCAAAGGAUAUCAUCUUGAAGCUUGCUGGUAUCACCACCGUUAAGGGUGGUACUGGUGCUAUUGUUGAAUACUACGGUUCCGGUGUUGAAACCUUCUCCUGUACCGGUAUGGGUACUAUCUGUAAUAUGGGUGCUGAAAUUGGUGCCACCACCUCAGUCUUCCCAUUCAACAACUCUAUGGUUGACUAUUUGAACGCUACCGGUAGAUCCGAAAUCGCUCAAUUUGCUAACUUAUACAAGAAGGACUUCCUUUCUGCUGAUGAAGGUUGUGAAUAUGAUCAAGUUAUUGAAAUUGACUUGAAUACUUUAGAACCUCACGUUAACGGUCCAUUCACCCCAGAUUUAGCUACCCCAAUCUCCAAGAUGAAGGAAACCGCUAUUGCUAACGGAUGGCCAUUAGAAGUUAAGGUUGGUCUUAUUGGUUCUUGUACCAACUCUUCUUACGAAGAUAUGACCAGAGCUGCUUCUAUUAUUGAAGACGCUGCUUCCCACGGUUUGAAGGCUAAGUCCAUUUACACUGUUUCUCCAGGUUCCGAACAAGUUAGAGCCACCAUUGCCAGAGACGGUCAAUUGAAGGUCUUCGAAGACUUUGGAGGUGUUGUCAUGGCUAACGCCUGUGGUCCAUGUAUCGGUCAAUGGGACAGACAAGACAUCAAGAAGGGUGACAAGAACACCAUUGUUUCUUCUUUCAACAGAAACUUUACCUCAAGAAACGAUGGUAACCCACAAACUCAUGCUUUCGUUGCUUCCCCAGAAAUCACCACUGCAUUUGCUCUUUCUGGUGACUUAGGUUUCAACCCUAUCACUGACACCUUAUUGGACUCUGAAGGUAAGGAAUUCAAGUUGAAGGCACCACAAGGUGUUGGUUUACCAGCCAACGGUUACGAUGCUGGUGUUAACACUUACCAAGCUCCACCAGCUGACAGAUCAGCCGUUGAAGUUCUCAUUGCUCCAACCUCCGAUAGAUUACAAAAAUUAACUCCAUUCAAGCCAUGGAACGGUAAGGAUGCUGAAAGAUUACCAAUCUUAAUCAAGGCUGUUGGUAAGACCACCACUGAUCAUAUUUCUAUGGCCGGUCCUUGGUUGAAAUACCGUGGUCACUUACAAAACAUUUCUAACAAUUACAUGAUUGGUGCCACUAACGCUGAAAACGGUGAAAUUAACAACGUUAAGAACCACUACACUGGUGAAUACAAGAGUAUCCCAGAUACUGCUGGUGACUACCGUGACGCUGGUCACACUUGGGUUGUCAUUGGUGACGAAAAUUUCGGUGAAGGUUCUUCCAGAGAACACGCUGCCUUAGAGCCAAGAUUCUUAGGUGGUUUCGCUAUCAUUACCAAGUCUUUUGCUCGUAUUCACGAAACUAACUUGAAGAAGCAAGGUUUAUUACCAUUGAACUUCACUAACGUUGCUGAUUACGACAAGAUUCAACCAGAAGAUGAAGUUGACAUUGUCGGAUUAACUGAAUUAACUCCAGGUAAGAACUUGAUCUUGAGAGUUCACCCAGCUAACGGUGAUGCUACUUGGGAAACUGAAUUAUCUCAUACUUACAACGCUGAACAAAUUGAAUGGUUCAAGUACGGUUCUGCUUUAAACAAGAUGGCCGCUGUCAAGGCAGGAAAAUAG